ACAACAAAAGAAAAGAAAAAUGUCACUCAGUCAAUAAUGAUGCAUUUGUCUUCCUUUCUUCUAUGUAUUUAAAGGGGCUUCUGUAGAUGACUCCACAACGACGUUUCGUUGUGUCUCUUUUAUUGGAGGGAGAAAAAGGUUCAUCCUUCUGAUUAUCAAAUUUGAGGGUCGACUUGGAAGAAGUUUAGGCAUCUCAAAAGAGGCUGUUUUAAAAAUUCAAUCUCAAAACAGAAUUAAACAGCCAUAGAAUCAAAACUAUGAUGCUAAGAAGCUCUUCAACACCAGUUAUUGGAUCACUUCUACCAUCAUUUUCAUCAGAAAGCCCAAAUCACUAUGAAACAAAGCCAGCCACCAUUCACCAUAGCCACAGCAAACUCCACAAAACCGGGUCUCUCAACCUCACUACAGUCCCUUGCAAUUCCUCCCCUAUCUCGCCCUCCAUUGAUUGCGACCGGUUUUUGCACAAAGGCUUUAGAAGAGCUCAAUCUGAAGGAAACUUGGAAGGACUAGCUUAUGAUUCUUGCACCAACAAUGAAGAUCAAUUCUGUGACUCAAACCAACCAAAAAUGUUUACAAGGAAGCCCAAGUGCAUGAUGUUGCAAACUAUACCGUCUUUUUCGUUCCACAACUCUAGAGGUGUCAGUGAAGGUGAAGAAGAGGAUGGAAGUUAUUCAGAAGAUGAUGAAGAAAGAGAAGAAUAUGAUGAAAAUGAGGAGCUCUUGGAAGAGAGAGAAGUGAGAGUAGGAGACGAUGUAAUGGCUAUGGAAAGUGAUCAUCUUGGCUUGGAGGGUAUGAUGAAGAACAUGAAUUUUAUUGAGGAGGUGAGAGUUAAGAAAGAGAUUUGUAAUGUGGGUCUUGAACAGGAAAAUGGGCUGCUAACUCAAAAGAUGUACCUUGCAAAAGGGCUCGGGAUCGGUGGCAAUAGUGGCUGCAGUGGUGAUGGGGGCAGCGGCGGCGGAGAUUAUAACUCAUUUGGCUCUGGUGGGGAUGAAGGUGACAAACAAGGAGUUGAGGAGUAUUACAAGAGGAUGGUGGAGGAAAAUCCCGGCAAUCCUUUGUUCCUUAGGAAUUAUGCUGAAUUCUUAUAUCAGACCAAGGGAGACCUCAAUGGAGCAGAAGAAUAUUACUCUAGAGCCAUCCUAGCAGAUCCAAAAGACGGUGAUGUUUUGUCACAAUAUGCUAAGUUAGUAUGGGAACUGCACCAUGACCAAGACAGAGCUGCAAGCUACUUUGAACGAGCAGUCCAAGCUUCUCCUCAAGAUAGCCAUGUUCAUGCGGCAUAUGCUAGUUUCCUAUGGGAAACAGAGGAUGAUGGGGAAGAGACUGAUAUAGUAGAUCUUUGUGUCAUUCCAGAGAAUGUUCUUGAAGUAACCAUAGCUUCUGCAACUGCUUAGAAAUAGUGUUAUAUGGUCUUGGGUGAUUUGAUUCUGUAAAGCUUUCCAGGUCCACUUGACUGAUUAUAUACCCAAAAGAAGAAGAAAAGCAGGGUAAGGUUCGGGAAGAAAACCGCACAAAUGAAUAAAAGAAAUUGUGUACCACAAAAUUCAACACCUAAAA
Morus notabilis is the source of this 1557-nucleotide messenger RNA. RefSeq lists its product as uncharacterized. Gene Ontology annotation, biological process: RNA processing. The transcript has 4 exons. The record is from RefSeq and is a predicted model, not a curated record. Gene Ontology annotation, molecular function: protein binding. Bases 258 to 1394 code for a protein of 378 amino acids. Lineage: Eukaryota; Viridiplantae; Streptophyta; Magnoliopsida; Rosales; Moraceae.